This is a messenger RNA of Ramularia collo-cygni, 1260 nucleotides long. RefSeq names its product probable chorismate synthase. Gene Ontology annotation, biological process: chorismate biosynthetic process; aromatic amino acid biosynthetic process. Bases 1 to 1260 code for a protein of 419 amino acids. Gene Ontology annotation, molecular function: chorismate synthase activity; FMN binding. Gene Ontology annotation, cellular component: cytosol. The record is from RefSeq and is a predicted model, not a curated record. The transcript has a single exon. NCBI's taxonomy places the organism in Eukaryota, Fungi, Ascomycota, Dothideomycetes, Mycosphaerellales, Mycosphaerellaceae.
AUGUCAACCUUUGGUCAAUACUUCCGCGUCACCACAUAUGGCGAGUCGCAUGGCCGUUCAGUCGGAUGUAUCGUCGACGGGGUCCCGCCUGGCCUUGAGCUCAGCGAAGAUGACAUCCAGCCGCAGAUGACUCGCCGUCGUCCUGGACAGUCGGCCCUCACCACUCCCCGCGACGAGAAGGAUCGGGUGGAGAUCCAGUCCGGCACCGAACAUGGCAUCACUCUGGGCUCACCCAUUGCAAUGCGUGUGAUGAACCAGGACCAGCGACCAAAAGACUAUGGCAGCUCGACAAUGGACAUGUACCCAAGACCCUCGCACGCCGAUUGGACGUAUUUGGAGAAGUACGGCGUCAAGUCAAGCAGUGGCGGUGGGCGUAGUUCCGCCCGGGAGACAAUCGGACGGGUUGCCAGUGGGGCCAUUGCUGAGAAAUACCUCCGCGUCGCACAUGGGGUGGAGAUUGUCGCCUUUACCAAUUCCGUAGGCCCUGAGCAUCUCUUCCCUGCAACACGAGAGCACCCCUCGGCAGCGCAGAAUCCAGCAUUCCUCGAAUUGAUCGAUAAAAUCACCCGGGAGGAAGUCGAUGCCAACCUACCCAUUCGAUGCCCUGGCAAGGAGGCCGGAAAGAAGAUGGAGAGUUUGAUUGAGGAGUACAGAGACAAGCAUGAUUCCAUCGGUGGCACAGUGACUUGUGUCAUCAGAAAUUGUCCGAGUGGGUUGGGAGAGCCGUGUUUUGACAAGUUGGAAGCAACGCUCGCACAUGCAAUGCUCAGCAUACCCGCAACCAAGGGAUUCGAAAUUGGAAGUGGAUUUGGAGGAUGUGAAGUGCCGGGAUCCAUUCACAACGACCCGUUCAUCAAAGCACCCAGCGAAGCAAAUGUUGCACAGGGAGAGAAAAAGUUCCCACCCAGACCGCGAUUGACCACCAAGACGAACAACUCUGGCGGCAUUCAAGGAGGCAUCUCAAAUGGUGCACACGUCUACUUCACGGUGGCGUUCAAGCCUCCAGCCACAAUUGGCCAGGCUCAGGSUACCGUCACCUACGACGAGUCCGAGGGUGUCUUGGAGGCAAAAGGCAGGCACGAUCCUUGUGUCAUCCCGCGUGCGGUCCCGAUCGUGGAGAGCAUGGCCGCUCUGGUCAUUAUGGAUGCUUUGAUGGCACAGUCCGCGAGACAGAGCGCCAGGUCAUUGCUGCCGGUACUCGAUGGGACCGUGCCGGUGUCUAUGACGGCGAAUAACUUGACCAGUGGAGGUGGAAAGUGA